CCAAAGUACACAUCUUUGACUUUCUUCUCUUUCGGAAAGAUUGUAUUACUAACAACAAAGAUUUGACGUUUUAAGAUUGAGAAUUCGGUGUUAAGAAUCUUUCUUUAUGUUGGAGUCAUAAAUAUUCUAACACAACUUUAUAACUAUGGCAACAGAUGAAAGGACUACUUUUGUGAAGUUAGAGGCGUUGAAAGAAAUCAGAGCAAAAACACUGCAGUUGGAGAAAAUGAAAAUGAGAAUAAUUCAAGAGGUUGAAACAACAGAACAAGAAGAAAAAUGUUUGUCAGAGUACAAACAAGAAAUGGAUCUCCUUAUGCAAGAGAAAAUGGCACACGUUGAAGAGCUGAGACAGAUCCAUGCUGACAUAAAUGCGAUGGAAAACGUCAUAAAACAGUCUGAAGAGUGCCGCAAUCGUGCGCUUGACACUGCAAAGCGAAUUCACGAAGAAUAUAGACCUCUAAAACUAGAAAUUGACCGUAUGAGGCGUGAAUAUUUGGGCCUAGAAAGGCUACCAGAACUGCAUGAAGAGGAAGGGGAUUUAAUUACUCCUGAUUAUUUUGAGAAACAUUUCAAAACUGACUGGCGACCAGAAAUGAGGGAAGAGCCUACUUUGUCUGGUUUAGCACUGGCUCACCAGAGUGCUGCUUCUGCUUUUCUUGCACCAUCACAGCCACCUAUGCAGCUGGUACAGAGUAGUAAUAAACCAGAGCAACGUCCCAUGCCACCUGCUCCAGGUCCAGCACCAACUUUUAGGCAACAGCCUCCUCCUAUGAAGUCGUGCCUAUCCUGCCACCAGCAGAUUCAUCGAAAUGCACCCAUCUGUCCACUGUGCAAAGCUAAAUCACGAAGUCGCAAUCCAAAGAAACCAAAGAAGAAAGACUGAAUAAUUUUUAUGAAUUUUUACCUUCAGUGUUGUUAAAGUGUAUGCCAGUAUAUAAGUAGUGGGCACACUUUGAAUUCACUUUGCUGCUCAUUAGAGCAAAUAGUGUGUCCAGUAAUUAAAGUUCUGUAUGUGUUACAGAGGUUCAGGAAUUUCUGUGAAGAAAGAUCUGAUGACAAAUAACUGUGUGGAAUAAGUAUCAGUAUGUUUUGUACUUAGUGUUAGAAUUACUUUGAAAUGUAAGUUAUCACCUUAUAAAAGUUCUCUCACCUGAACACAUUUGAAAUAAUAUACUUUUCUUGUGUGUAAUGUA
Schistocerca cancellata (South American locust) is the source of this 1193-nucleotide messenger RNA. Its product is annotated as zinc finger C4H2 domain-containing protein. NCBI's taxonomy places the organism in Eukaryota, Metazoa, Arthropoda, Insecta, Orthoptera, Acrididae. The record is from RefSeq and is a predicted model, not a curated record. The transcript has 5 exons. Bases 146 to 883 code for a protein of 245 amino acids. Gene Ontology annotation, biological process: positive regulation of neuron differentiation. Gene Ontology annotation, cellular component: nucleus.